AUGGGAGGUUUUGGUGCGGGUGGUUUUGGUGUCAGUGAUUCUAAUAUGGGUGAUUUUGGUAUGGGUAAUGGUAUGGAUGAUAUUGUUGGUGAUUCUAAUGUAGUUGUUACUAUGAGUGAUAAUAUGGGUAUUGUAGGAGGUGAUAUGGGAGCUAAUGUACGAGAUGAUGUGGGAGCUAAUAUGAGCGAUGAUGAUAACGAUGAUGAUGAUGUGGGAAAUAAUAUUAGUGCUGAUGUGGAAUCUAAUAUGGAUGGUGAAAAGGAUAUUGAUAAUAAUUAUAUUUCUUCAGAUGAGGAAGGAUUGGAAUUUAUUAAUGUAGAUGAAAAUGACUGGAUUGGUAGCUUACAAGCUGAUAUGGAAGCUAGUAUAGAUGAUGCAUCUAGUUUUGAGAAUGAUUUGAGUAAUAAUAGUGAUGAAGAUGACAUCGAUAUUGAAAAAGGUGAAGACUCUAAAAGUAGUGAUGAGGGUGAUGAGGGUAAUGAUGAUGUAAUGCGAUCUAGACUAUACCGAAUGAUCCAUUAG
Messenger RNA from Populus trichocarpa (black cottonwood), 522 nucleotides. RefSeq lists its product as uncharacterized. The record is from RefSeq and is a predicted model, not a curated record. The transcript has a single exon. NCBI's taxonomy places the organism in Eukaryota, Viridiplantae, Streptophyta, Magnoliopsida, Malpighiales, Salicaceae. The coding region runs from base 1 to 522 and encodes 173 amino acids.